AUGAACUAUAUCACUGAAACACUUGUUAAUAUAUUAUUUUGUGUCCUUCUUUUGUUUUUUAUAGUUUUUAUCUCUUUAUUUCCAUUUUACGCGUGUGUAAACAAAAUCAAUCAAACUAGAGAUGAAGGGACUCUCCUGUAUCCAAUUACUAAUCAUUUUUAUAAAAUGGCCAAAGUUGUAUAUUUCUUAUAUUCAUACCUUGUACCGUUUGUAUUGUUUCAACUUACAAUCAGAAUUGAAAAAAUGAGCUGUAAAGUUUUGUUUUCGUGUAUUUUUCUAUGCGGGUAUUUCACCAUUUACUUUAUUGUACAAGUGUUUCAUUUGCUAAUCUCGUUCCUUGCAAUUCAAAGAUUCCUCGUUCACUUUUACCCAUCUACAGAGCAAGUGACAGUUUCAGUUCAGAAAUUGCUUUACAAAAAUAUCAAAGGCAUUUAUUUUGUUUUCGCUGGAAAAGAAUUGUGUUGUAUUUGUUUUAUAUUAUCGAAUUUUCAUGCAAACGCAUCAAAAGUAGCAUAUAUCUCGAUGCUUAUAUUUAUUUUUAUUUUAUUUUUAUCUUCUUUGUCAUAUAUCCACUUCUUGAUAAAAAUCAGAAAAUUUAAUUAUCUACAAUCGGUUAAGCAGAACAACCCACAAACAUAUAUUCUAAUGCAAACUAUCAUUGUUUUCAUUUUCAAAUCUGUCUGCAUUUGCAUUCUAUCAUUGUUGGCAUCUUCAAUCAACAAAUUCUACCUGCUUUAUGAAACUGUGCUUGUUAUCACAUCUGACAUUAUUGUCAUCCCAUUGAUCAUUCAGAUUUCCUAUUUAUGCUGUAAUAAACAGAAUAUGACUACUUUAUUCGCUUCAUUUUCAAGAAUUCAUCCUCAGCAAUAUCAAAUGAACAUUUCGACGGUGGCCUAG
This is a messenger RNA of Caenorhabditis elegans, 897 nucleotides long. Lineage: Eukaryota; Metazoa; Nematoda; Chromadorea; Rhabditida; Rhabditidae. The record is from the annotation of a RefSeq genome assembly.